ACGUAAAAGAAACGUGAGAAGUACAAAAAACACUUCCAAGAUCAGCAAGAAUUAGUUAUUUAUUUCAAUUGAUAGUUAUCAGAUUUAACAGAAAACUGUAAGCAUGAGUGGUCCAGGAGUGCAAGAUGAGUCCGAGCGAAAGAGUGAACUCGAAGAAGAAAUGUCAAGAUUUGAACAAGAAAUAUUAGGACACCCCGUAUCAAARCCGCCAAUCAUUUCAGCCAACACAUUUAAGAUAGCAUCGCAAGCAAUACAAGAAGCUGCAGUUGUACAACAACCCUUACUUAGACCACCUGUAGCCCAUGGAAUACGUCCACCACCAUCACAAUACUUCCGUCCACCUAACAUGCCACCUAGACCGCCAAUAAUCAAUCAUGGUAACCUCCCCCCUCCCCCUCCAAAUCCAAUGCUAGUGAACCCUGCAAUACCAAUUGGUGGUUAUCAGCCUAAUAAUGUUCCACCAGUAAAUAACCAAAUGAUGCAACCUCCACCUAUUAUCCCUCAUCCUGCCCCAGUACAUCAGGCACCAAUUCCAAUGCCGUCUUAUCAAGUACCAAUGGUUGGCCCAGCGGUCUAUCCUGUUAACCCAUCAGGGUCAGCCUUACCUAGUAUUACACCUGCAGAACAAAAAGAAUGGGAAUCAGCUUACACACAUAGUGAAGGAGAYACUGAAAAGAAAAAAACAAAAGAGAAGAAAUUUAUCAGAGUUGCCGGAAAUCAAGUAUGGGAAGAUGCUUCUCUUAAUGCCUGGGAUCCAAAUGACUUCAGGUUAUUUUGUGGAGAUCUUGGCAAUGAAGUCACAGAUGAAAUGCUAACUAGAGCUUUUUCAAAAUAUCCUUCUUUCUUAAAAGCAAAAAUUAUUAGAGACAAAAAAUCCAGUAAGUCCAAAGGAUAUGGCUUUAUAAGCUUCAAGGAUCCCAAUGACUUCAUUAAAGCAAUGAGAGAAAUGAAUGGAAAAUAUAUUGGCAAUAGACCUAUCAAGCUUAGGAAAAGCAGUUGGAAGGAUAGAAACAUGGAUGUGGUUAGGAAGAAAUCUAAAGAAAAGAAGAAAUUGGGACUGAGAUGAUGAUUGCUAAAUGAUGUAGAACUUAUUGCUGUAAUUAUUGAUUGUGGCUGUUUUCAAAAGAAGGAACAUUUAUCUUAGAUUGUACUUUAUUAUUUUGCUAGGUUGUGUAAGAUGGUCAGAAAUACUCCAUUAUACAGUUGGUUAGUGACCACAAAUACCAACUCGCAGUAGUAUUUUAUCAAGACCACAAGGUGUAGGCUAAAAAUUUGUUUCUUGUGAAAGUUAUACAAGUAUUGCAAAUGGGUUGAUUCUUUUUCAUCAAACUUAGUAUUCUCAAUCUUCAUAUUCUAACUUCUAGUUAAUUAGUGAAUACUCAAAUUUUUGAAUGACACUAUUAGAAACAAGCCUUGUUUUUGCAUUCAGUUUUUUUAUUCACAAGAAAUUAUUUUAAUAAAAAAAACUGAAUGCAAAAAUAAGGCUUGUUUUGUUUUGUUUAAGACAAACAGCAUAAAACAGGAAGUUAUUUAACACCUUAAAUUCUUUAUGGGAUAUCCUACAGCUCAGCCAAUCAAAAAUCAGAUUUGCAUUUAAAGGUUUACGUUGAAAAGCUUUGCAUUGAAAGGCAGGAUAACCCUUGAAGAAUAAGUUUGCUUUGAUAUGAUUUCUGAGACUGAAAAAAAUCACUAGAGAAAGAAUCUGGGUUAUGUUAGGUGAGUGUACAUGUAUUUUGAUAACAUCAUGAUAUAUAUGRAUGAUCUUGGUAUUCUAUGAAAUCAACUUAUAUUCACCCCUAUUACGUAAAAACGCUUGAAUUUCAAUCUUGGCCAUAUCCCUUGGGUAAAAUAGGUAAUGGAAAUUACUGCUUCUAGUAAAGCUGAGCAACAGGGUGGAAGCCGGAAGGGGGGGGGGGGGUAG
Actinia tenebrosa (Australian red waratah sea anemone) is the source of this 1921-nucleotide messenger RNA. RefSeq names its product RNA-binding protein 42. Gene Ontology annotation, molecular function: mRNA binding. NCBI's taxonomy places the organism in Eukaryota, Metazoa, Cnidaria, Anthozoa, Actiniaria, Actiniidae. The record is from RefSeq and is a predicted model, not a curated record.